Acanthaster planci (crown-of-thorns starfish) is the source of this 1131-nucleotide messenger RNA. RefSeq lists its product as uncharacterized. The record is from RefSeq and is a predicted model, not a curated record. NCBI's taxonomy places the organism in Eukaryota, Metazoa, Echinodermata, Asteroidea, Valvatida, Acanthasteridae.
CUGGCUUCUUAGAUUUUGGUGCGAACAUUGGUAGUAAAUCCUUGCGAAAUGGUAGUUUUGAUAAGAAUCAGCUUCUUGGCUUUGCUUACUUCUGUCGCUGUUGUUUUACCAGAAGGUAGAUAUGACGUGGUUCUCCAAGGUUCAGAUCCCACAAUCACCCAAGUCAAAAGAAGUCUGGACAGUCAUCACAAUUACCGCGUGGAGAGACAUGUUUCGCCGGGGAACGAGCCGAAACACACCUUGGACGAAACCAGGUCCAUUUUAACCAGUGUUGUAACCAACCUACGUAAAACUCGUCUUAACCAGCAUUCCCAGAAAUCCCGGGAGGGGAGCCUUUGGCAGAAAGACUUAUAUAGGCACAGCCAAAGACAAAAUGGACACCGUAAUUCAUGGUGGAUUCGUUGGUGCUGCAAAAUCUUCUGGAGUAAGAAGUACUGUGGGGAAGAGGAACCGAAUAUGACGACCGAGAUGGUAACUCCUGUGGAAACCACAGCGAUACCGGAAACAGUAUCGAUUAUGUCAACAACAGCAGCUGAGCCAACAGAGGAGCCGACUACUCUAGGGGAAUCACCUCCACCAUCGACUACCCGAGUUGCAAUGGCAACAGAAUCGAUUACAACAUUGGCAAUGACAACAGAAAAUCGGAUCACCGAGGCAGAGUUCACGGAAAAAGUAACAUCGGUAUCUCAACGGCAGACAAAUACAUUAGGAACACCACAUAUUACCACAACCGAAGAAUCGAAUACAGUGCCAAAUUCUGAGACGACAGUGACGUCAACGAUGACGUCAGAAUCUUCAACUCAAAAAGUAACAGUCAGACCAACCAUUGGUGACCCAAUUAUUAACUAACUAUUUAGUGUGCAUGUUACUAUAAACUUUGUUUUCUAUACAAGUAGUAGGAAGAUAACCCAGAUGCAAGAAACUGUUCUAUUGCGUAGGCCUACAACACGUUUAUUGUAAGUGGUUCAUACAUAAAAAUAGAUAUUCCACUUUUCCGAAAUUUCUUCACAGUGCUUAGUAAUCAGUUGCUUAACUAACUCACAUCUGUGACAAGUUUGUAAAACGAUGAACACAUUUGGAACCAAAAUUAAUAUGGAGAAAAACAGCCAUUACAAAUUUAGAAGUGGACAA